AUGAGACGAUCUGGGCCCCAAAUGGGCAUUUCGAGAGGAACAAAAGCCAGAACAACUAGGGAGACCCCACGUCCCCCUGCUGCUGCUGAACUCGGGGGUGCAGCGAAGAGGAGCAGGAAGCAGCUACCUGCGGCAGACUGGGUACUCGGGUCCGUAGGGACAACAGCACAAGCUGAAGCGACACCAGCGGAAGAGGAAGCAGGGCAGGAUGUGUUCAAGAAGCACCUAAAGCACAUCAUCCUGCAGCUGACGCAGAGCAAAGACAGGACGCCGAAAGUUGACGUGUCGCUGCAGACACGGGAUACAGCAGAGCUCUUCUUGGAGUACCCUACUUUGCCCCCCGUCCUCUCCACAUGCAUCGCUCACGGGCCUUCUUCAGACGCUGGGAGGGCACUCAAGCGGGACGGGCACUUCUGCCACUGUGGGGCCCCUCUGGAAUCUUCAAACGGGCGCGAGGGGGCAGAGGGGGCCUUUUUUUCUAGGGCCUCGUUUCCCGCCACAGGGGAUCCUCGGGUGGUUAGGGCCUUGAGAGUUGCUACGUCCGGGGUGUCGCACGCAGCACGGCACUUCCCCAGUGUUUUAUUGAGGUCAAAGGCCUUCCCAGCAGUAGCGAAAUCAGGCAGAGCCACAACAGCCACUAUCGGGUCCAACGGUAAGAGUGGAGGGAAGCCAGAACUCUUUCAAGAGGCUGUCGAGCGUGAAGAAACUCAGGAAGCAGAUAGUGUUGCGGGGGCCCCCUCACGUUCAGCAGCGGAGGGUCUUUUAGAGCCCCCCUCGACAAGUUCCCCGUAUAAAUCUUCGUACCGUGUAAGCGCCUCCACUGGGCCCCCUCUAUCCUUUUGUGAGCAGCGUGUUGCUGGGCUACCCCUUUCUGGAGCAGCUCCGCUGCUGGUUCUGCUUGGGGGAUCUUCUGGCAGCGGGAAGAGCACGCUGCUACCGCUGUUACUGCAUCUGUUGUCCCUUACCUAUCCUUCCCUGAGCGCCCUUCGCCUGUGGCAUCAAGGGGGAGGAGGGGAGCGCUCCCAGGAGGGCCCCAGGCCAUACACCCUAAUAUCUACUGAUGCACUAAGACAAGUUCUCAGGGUUCUCAACUCAACGCCGAAGGGUGCACGCACUCCUGCAGUGGCCGUGGACGUCUCCGAGCGGUCCUUGGUCCGUAAGCUCCUCUUUAGCAGCACGUACAGACUAAAGGGUCUCGCCGAGCAACAGAUGCAAGGGGGGGGGGCCCUAGCGGCGACGGAAGGAAAAGACUCAGAAGCAGCGGAUGUCAAAGAGUUAACAGGACCAUCAGGAGAGAUCGAACACCGCUGCAGCGAGUGGGAGGCCCUAAUGCGUGCGGUAGAAGAGGAUAUGAGGGAAGAGUUAAGUGCUCUUCGGGGGUUCCCUAACCCGGUGCCUUGUCAGUCUUGUGGCGAAAGGGCCCCUUGUUGCGCCCUUUUGGGAAUGCUCCAGCAGGCGAUAUUGCUGCAGCGGCUCAUUCUCGAACCCCUUGUUACUUCCCUAAUGGACUCCUCUUGCGACGUACAGGAGCCUCCAUACAUGGGGAAGCCUUUUCCGGGGCCUUCAGAAGUGGGGGAGUCCCCCCAAGCCCUUCAGCUUGUGCUGGUCGAAGGAAUACAUCUUACCCCGGGUUUCAUUUCGCGGAUGCAGAAGCGUUAUGGAGCGCGCUGCUUGUCGUUGGUUGCAUUUUGUUACUCCCUAGAGGAGCAUACUCGACGCCUGACAAAGAGAGAAAAUGAUGAAGAGGAAGCUCCCAGCAUGCAAUACCAAACGCCACCCAGCAGCAAAAACAACUACAGCAGCAGGAGUGGCAUCAAACCGACAAAUUGCAAGUCCAGCACUGGCAUGUAUCUCCACAAUAUGUCUUGCAUCCGAUGUGCCCAGUUGUUCCUGUGCGCCGCGGCUGCCUCUACGUUGGGUAGCAACAGCAGCACUGAAAAGAGCACCAGCAACCACAAAAACAGCACAAAAGUCAGCCGUAGCAGCAACGGCUGCACCGACUUCCCUGGUAGAAAUGCAGCAAGCUUCUUCCUCAGCGAGGCUUCAGACGCGACAGCAGGACCUGCAGAAGUUUUAGUGCAGAAGGCCAACUGGUUAAGCCUUCUAAGAAAAGCUGUUCUAGAGGCCCCCGGUAGGGGCCUCGCCUCCUCUUGGGAGGCUCCCCGAGCGUACCCCAUAGCUACUGACGACAUGCUGAACAGCCUCUAUUUGGUGCAACAAGUGGCUGUAAAACAGUGGGGAACCCCUAAAGGAGGCCUUGGCCUUUCCACUACGGCUGCUCCGGCUCCCUAG
Molecule: messenger RNA, 2292 nt
Organism: Cyclospora cayetanensis
Lineage: Eukaryota; Apicomplexa; Conoidasida; Eucoccidiorida; Eimeriidae
Exons: 2
Coding region: 1-2292 (763 amino acids)
Source: RefSeq, a predicted model, not a curated record